This is a messenger RNA of Cadophora gregata, 1068 nucleotides long. RefSeq lists its product as uncharacterized. NCBI's taxonomy places the organism in Eukaryota, Fungi, Ascomycota, Leotiomycetes, Helotiales, Ploettnerulaceae. The transcript has 3 exons. The record is from RefSeq and is a predicted model, not a curated record. Gene Ontology annotation, molecular function: oxidoreductase activity, acting on NAD(P)H. Bases 1 to 1068 code for a protein of 355 amino acids.
AUGGAAUCUCUUCCUGAACUCCAAACUGCAAUCAUUGGUCUCGAGGAUGGGACCUUGGUCAUAUCAAAAAAUGUGCGGCUUCCUAGGCUGGAAGACGAUAUGAUUAUGGUAAAGGCAAAAUUCGUCGGACUGAACCCAGUGGAUACCAAAAUGGUCGGUCGACUUGUUGUCCCGGGAGCCAUAGUUGGGACAGACUUUGCAGGGCAUGUUGUGGCAAUCGGGAGUAACGCUCAAUGUCCAGGGGUGAAAGUUGGCGAUCGUGUAGCUGGAGUCGUGCAGUCAUCCAAUCCACUUCAACCUGAUGUUGGGGGUUUUACGGAGUAUAUAGGAGCAACCGGUUUUGUGACUAUGAAAAUUCCAGACGCAAUGUCGUUCGAAGAAGGUGCGGCAAUUGGGAGUGGAAUUGGAACCAUGGGGAUGGCCUUAUUCCACUCUCUCAAUGUCCCUGGAUAUCCAACAGAGCCUGCACUUAAGCCCAAGUAUGUUCUUGUGUAUGGUGGUAGUUCGGCAACUGGAACCAUGGCUAUUCAGCUACUCAAACUAUGCGGACUGUUUCCCAUCGCAACAGCCUCCGAGAAGAACUUUGACCUCGUGUUGUCCUAUGGCGCCGAGAAAGUGUUCGACUACCACCUGCCAUCUUGCCCUGACGACAUCAAGUCAUACACCAAGAACUCGCUCAAAUUUGUACUAGACUGUAUUUCUGAACCAGAAACCAUGGAGUUCUGCUAUAAGUGUAUCGGCAGAGCAGGCGGCAAAUAUACUGCCUUGGAGCCCUUCCCUACAUGGCUGGAUAAUAAGAAGACUAUCCAAGCACAAUGGGUUUUUGGUCCAAUGAUGUUGGGCAAGAAGAUCGGAUGGCCAGCACCAUUUGAACGAGAGGCAGACGAAGAGCUGCGAAAGUUCUCCGUCAGGUGGUUCGCAACGGCUCGAAAGCUUUUGCAGGAAGGCAAGAUAAGAGCUCAUCCACUGAAGAGCAUGCCUGGAGGCUUUCAGGGCGUUCUCGAUGGGAUGGAUGUGCUGCGGAAGAAAGAACUAUCUGGAGUGAAGUUGGUGUAUCAAGUGUGCUAA